AUUCAACUUUUGUUCAGUUCACAAUCUAAUUGAAUUUGCAUGUUGUGUAGAUAAGGUAUCUAAAAUAGGUGCUUACCCUAUGUGACCCUGUAUAAUUAGUAUAAAGUCUAGGUUGGAAAACCAAGUAUUAAACCACUGGUUUGUAGAUCUAGUUUGAGUAUAGCAUCUUCUAUGUCUGAACAAUGAAGUAUCUGCUGGUGCUACAUGUGUGCCUGGUUGCAGUUGGAUUUCUUGUAGUGUGUAGCUCUGCACAGAAUGGGGUUUGCUCAAAAACUAAAUACCGUCAAGGCACUAGGUCACAACAGUUUCCAGUCACUCGUAAUGUGCCCCAAGUUUAUUCAUACCGUUGUGGCCUUUUCAAUUGGCGUCGUUGUCGUGCAACAAGAAACAUACAAGUAUCAAGCAACGAGUACAAGCAAGUCACUCGUACAGAAAGCUACACAGAAAAUUAUUGCUGUGAACGUUUCAUUGGCUCUCCUCCAAAUUGCAUCAUUACAUGUCCAGUCAUAAAUAACCCUUCAAAUGGAAAUGUGGUCUAUAGCUCCACUGUGUAUCGAAGUGUAGCUAACUACCACUGCACUCCUGGAUACACACUCAAUGGUGCCAGCAGUCGUACUUGUCAAUCAAAUGGACAGUGGACUGGAUUACAACCGUCAUGCCAACACGUUACCUGCUCGGUUCCAACACGACCAAUGAAUGGACAUGUUUCCUACACUUCUAUUUACUACAAUGGUGCUGCCCACUACUCCUGUAAUGAUGGUUACAAGCUAGUUGGCUCACUGAGUCGUACUUGUAUUGGCAGUGGACAAUGGAGCGGUGCACUGCCCAGUUGCCGCAGGUUACAGUGUCCUUUUCUACCUUCUCCUGAGAAUGGCAACGUGGCUGUGAGCUCCAACUACCUCAGUGGAAUAGGUACAUACAACUGUCACUAUGGAUACAGGCUGGUCGGAUCAUCACAUGGGAGGUUUUGUAGCAGUGAUGAGACAUGGACGGGAAUAGCUCCAUUAUGUCAACAGAUACGUUGCCCAGCUCCCACCCAACCUGGUAAUGGUACUGUAAAUGUCACAUCCAACACUGUUGAUGGAAUUGCCCUCUUCUACUGUUUACCCACUCAUUAUUUGGAUGGUUCCAAUCGUCGUGUAUGCACAGAAAGUGGAGAAUGGAAUGGAACACAACCUCAAUGUGUUGAGAAGUGUACUCCCUUCAUUGGUUUUAAUGAGCCCUUUUUGAAAAUCAAAGAAGGAGAAUCGAAAACAGUGUGUUUAAAGACAUGUUCCUGUUACUUCAGCUCCAACCUUACAUUGGAGUUAAAGGCAAGGAGUCAGGAUGAUGCUUUGGAGAAGAAUACAGACCUUGUCCUACCAUCAGAGCUGAUAGUGAAUGCAAAUUCCAGUUGCUUUGAGGUGACUGCUGUAGAUGAUGAUCUGCUGGAAGGUUUCGAGGCUAAGUUACUCCUUCUAUACAAACCUACUGGGGAGAGAUACCACAUAUGUGAAGACAGUGCAAUUCUACCUGUUUCAGUUGUUGAUAAUGAUGAACUGACCAUUGGAUUUGAGAAUUUCUCCAUGAAUGUCCUUGAAGCAGCCGGAACUAUGGAAGUGUGUGUAGUUGUGUCUGCACCUGAGAAAACUGUACAUAUUCCCGAUGUGGUAGUGUAUGUACAGACCUGGUUCUUUGGAGAAGCAAAGCAAGGGGAAGACUACAGAAGUAUUGACAGACUGCCAUUGCCCCUCUCUCAUACUAACCGAAGAGCAUGCUUCCCUAUAACCAUAAUCGAUGACAGUGACUUUGAGGAUAAUGAAGAGUUCUCAUUGCUCGUGGAAAGAGAUUCUGUAGUUGAUCUUACCAUCCCUUUAACACUUGAGCCCAAUCAAUUGACCCUAAAGAUCAUGGAUGAUGAUGGUAUAUCACUAGGCUUCGAGAACUAUGAGAGUAGUGUGGAUGAAGGGGGCACAGACAGUGUUUGCAUUGAAGCAAAAUUUCCUUUCCCAGAUAUCCAAUCGUUUUUUGUUCUUCUCAACACAAGAUCACUCACAGCUGAAGAGGGGAGUGACUAUGCAGGAGUUAACAAUGUUCGGGUAGGACCAUUUUCUCCUGCUCAAUUGAGAAGAUGUUUCUCCCUCAACAUAACGGAUGAUGCUCUAACUGAACAAAAAGAAGAUUUCACGUUGGAAAUAAGUGGGGAGCCAGAUUAUGUGAUUGUUGUGCAGCGAACAACACUUGUUACCAUCAAUUAUGAUGUUAAAGAUGAGCCGAUGCCAUGUGACAGUCCUUUGAGACUAAUUUAUGCACCACUUUUUAAACACUGUGAUGAUUGUGAGUAUCCACGUGAGUGCUUGAAUUGGGUAGAGAAACCCGGCAGCAGGGUUGAAGUGCCCAAGAAAAUCUGUUCAAGCAAGAAAAUGUGUGUAGAGCAUUGCACGUUGAACGCAACCAACAAGGAAAAUUGUAAUGCUAAAGAAGAGUUAAAAUCAACGUGUGUUCUAACAACUGGGCAAAAAUUAGCCUCUGAGAUAGGUGCUGGUAACGGAGUUUCAACUCCGCCAAAAACAACACCUAAAGAUGCCACCAGUAGUCAAUCAAGAGGCAGGAGACAAGCAGACGGUACCCACUGUUAUGAGCCACAGGAUGCACUAUCACUCAAUCCUCAACAGUGCAAUGCGUAUUCACUUCAAUGUCCCUAUUCUAACAAUGAAAUUCGAAGUCGGGGUCCGAAGGCUCCUUGUACGAAUCGAUCAGUGUUGUUUGUUCUGGACUCAUCUCAUAGUGUUGGGUAUGAUUUAUUCAAGGAGGUUUCAGAAUCCCUAUCUCACCUUGUGGGGCAUUUAUGUGGUGAUGUUCAAUUUGGGUUAUUGAAGUUCUCUAGUGCAGCAUAUCUCGAAUUUUGCUUCGAUUGCUACUCAAACAAUGAGCGAGACAAACUCCGAGACAGAAUAAUAAAUACUGAAUACCUUGGACACUCCUCCUUCACAGGCUAUGCAACACGGUGUGCUAACAGCUUUAUGUUUGGCGAGUCCAAUUCUUGUGGGGAUCACGAAGGAAGAUGUGUUGACAUCAUUUUUGUCACUGAUGGCCAAUCAAGCGAUCGAGCCUUUAUUAAUGUUUGUGACCAAGUCGAAUGCCUUCACAAGAACCCUCUCAUUUCUGACCGUCUCAAUAUCUAUGCUCUGAACGUAGGUACGUCAGCUUUAGACGAGGCUCAAUGCAUAACCAAGUACUCAAAGCUUAGGGAUGGCUCUUCACCAAUAUUCAACUUCAAUUCUAUUGACGACCUGAUUAUUGAGUUGAACACCGUGAUUCGCUUGAUAAGUCAGGACCAACAAAAACACAGGGAGAGUGCCAGCAAGUUGGUUUAUCAAUGUAAAGGGUAAUGAACCAAACAACUUAUGAGAAUUAACUGAUAAUUUUAGCUAGUUUAUUCCAUAAAAGUUUUUGUAAAAAGUAUGACUAGCCAAAGGCAUCGUCGAGUGGACAUAUGAAAUUACUGCUUAUCACUCUAGACUAUUGUAUCUUAUUUGUGUGCUACGUAUAUCCAGAAGCCCAUUUUUUAUGUGCUCCUGGUGUAUGUUACUGUGUGCUUGUCUUUCCCAAAAUAUAGAUAUCUUC
Halichondria panicea is the source of this 3606-nucleotide messenger RNA. RefSeq lists its product as uncharacterized. The record is from RefSeq and is a predicted model, not a curated record. NCBI's taxonomy places the organism in Eukaryota, Metazoa, Porifera, Demospongiae, Suberitida, Halichondriidae. Gene Ontology annotation, cellular component: membrane. The transcript has 16 exons. Gene Ontology annotation, biological process: cell communication. The coding region runs from base 183 to 3371 and encodes 1062 amino acids.